Messenger RNA from Trichosporon asahii var. asahii CBS 2479, 1674 nucleotides. RefSeq lists its product as uncharacterized. Lineage: Eukaryota; Fungi; Basidiomycota; Tremellomycetes; Trichosporonales; Trichosporonaceae. The transcript has 3 exons. Bases 1 to 1674 code for a protein of 557 amino acids. Gene Ontology annotation, molecular function: protein O-acetylglucosaminyltransferase activity. Gene Ontology annotation, biological process: protein O-linked glycosylation via mannose. Gene Ontology annotation, cellular component: endoplasmic reticulum. The record is from RefSeq and is a predicted model, not a curated record.
AUGUCCUGGCACCCAAAACGUCGGGAUGUGCUGCUAAUCCUGACUUGUCUGGUCGUCGUCGGCCUCUUCCUCCAGCUCGACUUUAGUGGAUCAAGCCAUUCACGAAGCAGUUCGAUCUUCAAGAUCGGAGGACUUAGCCGUCGGCCAGCAUUCGAGAAGGGUGGCCAGCGAGUCAACUAUGCUCCGACGCGCAACACUGUCAGCCAGCCGAAGCUCAAGUGGGGAGAUCGGGGUGCUCCUCACACUAAGAUUGUGUCGCACGCGCCAGGCUGGACUAUUUUCGAGGAUGUCUACCUCUUCAACGGCACCUGGUUCAUCGUAACCGACAACCCAUCAGACGUCCCGCUUAUUCGUCUCAUGGCCUCCACGGGAGCCGAGAUCUGGAACGACGAGGGCUCCAUCAAGAAUCGUGAACCGACCGACAAGGACAUGCGCAUUAUUUUCCCGUCAGAGGCGAAGAAGCUUUGGGGCAGCUCGGCGUCGCGAGUGUCCGGCACGAGUUUUGUGUGCAACGACCCGCCCCAGUUCCUCGACCACUACUAUCACUUUGCCGCCGAGUUCUUCUUCGGCAUGUGGCGAACAUACUCUUCGCUCGACCCAGGAAUCAACGCUGCCGGCGAGACUUCGCUUCCUGCCCCGUCCCGACUCAUUUUCCCUCACACUGCCGCUGGACGAUGGAACGACUACGCCAAGAUGAAUUCGUUCAUCCUGCGUGCCGUCUUCCCCGCUUUGUCUUACGAGUACGACGGCGACUUUGCCGACCGCAAGGACACGGCGCGUGCCUACAUUUACGACCGUGUCGUGUUCGCUGACCGUGCUGCUGCGUUCCGUGGCCCCGAGUUCGGCAAGACCUGGCGAACCUCGUCCGAGGCUGUCACUCUCGGUGGAAGCCGUUACUGGUGGUCGCCCAUUCGCCGCAACCUAAUUGAGUUCGUCGGAGGCAAAUCGGGCAGCGCUCUCAACCUGCAGGAGUUCGGUGUCGACCUUGACCAGGAGUACCUCGACAACGAUGCGCUUCAGGAGAUGGGCAUUGAGAUCGAGUCCCCAUCGACGAAGACGCCCGAUCGCCGUUCCAUUGACGCUGCUGUUGAGCGCAGGGCUAUCGGAGCUAGUGACGAGGCGCCGCAGAAGGAAUCUCGCAAGUACGCCCCGAGCAACCCUGUCAUUACCUACGUCUCCCGACAAGACUGGGGUCGCCGUAUGCUGAAGCCCGAGGACCACGACACGCUCGUCAAGGAGCUCGGCGAGCUGGAGAAGAAGUACGGAUGGGAGGUCAACAUCGUGGCCAUGGACAAGCUCUCGCGUGAUGAGCAGAUUCGGCUUGCUGCGCGAACGACCAUCAUGAUGGGAGUGCACGGAAACGGUCUUACCCACCUGUUGUGGAUGAACAACCUGAACCCUCGCGCGACCGUCAUGGAGUUCUUCAUCCCCGGUGGAUUCGCCGAGGACUACGAGUACACUGCCCGUGCGCUCGGUAUCCGUCACUACGGCUGGUGGGGCGACCAUUCGUUCACGUACCCGAACAUCCCGCCCGUCGAGUACCCCGAUGGCUUCCAGGGCAACUCAAUUCCGCUCGAUGGCAAGGCCGUCGCCCAGCUUUGCGAGCAGCGACUCGUCGUUGACCGCGUUGCCGACAAGGCCAAGGAUAAGCGGACAGGCGAGGGCAGCGCCUAA